UUUCGGGCUUCAGCGCCGAAAUUGCCAGCAGCGCCGAACACUCGCCAUUGCCAUCCGGGGUGUUGGGGGUUGCUCAGCUGGCCGUCACCGAGGCACUGAAGUCCUGCAGGCACUCAUCACGCAGACAUGGCACUCUCCGCAGCUUUCAUCCUCCGCCAGGGGCUGAGGUGCAGCAGGGUGGUGCGAUCAGGGAGUGUGUUCACCACCCACACAAUGCCUUCCCGACUGCUGCACCAGGGUGACCCUCCAGCCCUGCCCCAGCUUCCUGUGCCACACCUCCAAGACACACUGACAAAAUACCUCAAAACAGUUAAGCCACUCGUUACAGAGGAGGAAUACAUGGUUACUGAAGAAAUUGUGAAAAAAUUUGGAAAUAGUACUGGAAUUGGUGCCAAGCUCCAGCAGAAACUAGAGGAGAAAAAGAAAACAACAGACAACUGGCUGGCUGACUGGUGGAUCAAUGCAGCAUACCUGGACUGUCGAGGACCUCUGGUGGUGUGGUCUUCACCUGGACUUGUGUUCCCUCUUGUGGAAUUCAAGACCCUAGAUGACCAACUUAACUAUGCUGCCAAAGUCAUUGCAGGGACUCUUGACUACAAAAUCAUGGUUGAUGAGAAAACAGUUCCUGUGGACCGUAUGGGAAAGGACAUCUUGGAUAUGUCUCAGUACUUCAAGAUCCUGGGUACCUGUCGCAUUCCUGGGGUAACGAGAGAUACAAUAAGAUUUUAUGGACAAGAGCCAGACCCUCCGAAGCACAUAGUGGUGGCACACAAUAACCAUUUUUUCAAGAUUGAUGUUUAUGGGAAGCAUGGCAAGCCACUGAAUGUGCGGCAGUUGGUGCAUCAGUUACGCAACGUGGUGGAGCGCUCCACUCAUCCCACAGUGCCUGUUGGUAUCCUCACCACGCAGAACAGAAAUGUGUGGGGAAAGGCUUACAAGAUGCUCAGGAAAGACAAAGUAAACAAAGCCUCCCUGGAAGAGAUUCAGCGCUGUAUAUUUUUGGUGGCACUGGAUGGGCCUGUCGUCAAUCCCACUGGCAACGUGAUGACAGAUGCUGCCCUCAAGUGUGUCCACGGCAAUGGUCCUCAAGGCUAUGCUGGCAACAGGUGGUAUGACAAGACCAUCCAGUUCAUCAUUGGGAAGAAGGGCAUUGUGGGCCUCACCUAUGAACACACUCCUGCUGAAGGCCCUCCUAUUGCCAACCUUAUGGACCACAUCAUGGACUAUAUAAACAACUCACCAAAGGAUAAUGUACAGGCUGAGCACACAGACCCUCGGCCACCAGCAGUGGAGCUGACCAGACCACAGCGCCUCAUGUUCAAUGUGGGGCAAGAAGUCAAGCAGGAAAUAGAGGAUGCCAAGAUUGCUUUGGAAAGCUUAGUUGGUGACUUGGAGAUGACUUGUUUCAAGUUCACUGGUUUUGGUAAAAACUUCAUCAAAUCUCAGAAAAUGAGUCCUGACAGCUUCAUCCAAAUGGCCAUUCAGCUUGCCUUUUACAGGAUUCAUGGGGAGCCUGGUGCCCACUAUGAGUCUGCCUCUACAAGGAAGUUUGUCUAUGGUCGCACCGAGACGAUACGUUCCUGCUCGGAGGAGUCGGUGGCUUUCGCUAAGGCCAUGCUGAACCCUGAACUGAACAAUGCUGAAAAAGCCCAGGCACUGCGCAGUGCUAUUGAUGCACAUAAAAACUAUGCACAAAAUGCUGUAAAUGGUUUGGGGGUUGACCGUCACCUUCUUGGACUCAAACUGGCUGCUAUUGAGGCUGGGAUGGAUGUACCAAAACUGUUCAUGGACGUUGGAUAUCUGCGCAGCUCUCAUAUGCGCCUUUCCACCAGCCAGGUCCCGGCCAGGUGUGAGGCCUUCAUGUGUUUUGGUCCCCUGGUCCCAGAUGGAUAUGGGUGCUGCUACAAUCCUAGAGGGGAUGCUGUGUUCUUUGGUAUCUCAGCCUUUAACUCCUCCCCUGAGACAGACUCGGCCACCUUUCGAAGUGCCCUUGAGCAGAGUUUGAUGGAUAUGCAUGAUGUGGCACUGAAAGAGGGACUCAAGUCCAAGCUAUAAACUGUAUAUGAGUAUGUUAAUAGUCGCUGUAUGAUUAUGUACAUACAAGCAAUAACACAUAUACAUUUCAGGUAAGUAGCUUAAAAUCAGGAGCCUUAAGAAGAUACAGAGGUAAACUUGUUAAAAUAAAUAUGAAAGAAUUGGGUGAAAUCUUCCUGUUAUUUAUUGGUUUUAUCUAUUUUUGUAUAUCCCUGGAUGGGAUCUCAUAUUUGCAGGAGAAAGGCAAGUGAUGCACAAGAAGCAAUUGUUAUGAAAAGAGAAUGUCAUAAGUUUACUGCAGUAAUAGGCAUUCUGACAUAUCUUGCCUUCCAUUCCUCCAGUUUGCUUGCUUUCACCCAAGCUUGGAAUAUUACAUGAUUUUUAUGGUAUGGAAGGAUGGUUUUAGGAUACACUGCACAUGUAAGUUUAUGAAGAUGUUUAUAAAAUCACAGCACUAUCACAAACACAUUAGAAGUUUUGUGAUUAUUUAAUUUGUACAAUUCUGAAGUUGAUCUCUAAAUAAAGUGAUAUUUCAUAGACAUGACUGAAUGCUACUUAUGACUAUGAUGUGUAGGAAUGAGCAUUUUAAGGCUGGAUUUACAUGGGCAUUUAAGAUUUUUCUUGCUUCAGAAAUGCCAACGUUUUGUGGUGAAAAUCUAGACGAUUUGUUGAUGAAGCGAUGCUUCUGUUUCAGAUAUUGGAUAGGAUUUUGUAUAGAGAAUUUAUGGCCCCUUACAGCCAAUUAGGGUUUGGUUUCAUUUUAUAAUUUCUAUGAUAAGAAUAAAUAUGUUUGAUGUAAAAUAUAGAGACCACACAUGAUGAAAACUUGUUAGUACAGAAUGUCUUUGGCCCAGCACUAGUUAUGGUCGCAAUGUGUAAUCGUGAAAGGAAUGGUUGUGUGUGCAGUAACAGUGCUAAAUAUGUCUUAUUUUACUCAGAAAUUGAAUGUAAAUGUAAUGGAAUCUGCUAUUGAAGGUACAAAACUA
Molecule: messenger RNA, 3020 nt
Organism: Scylla paramamosain (green mud crab)
Lineage: Eukaryota; Metazoa; Arthropoda; Malacostraca; Decapoda; Portunidae
Gene: CRAT
Product: carnitine O-acetyltransferase-like
Exons: 14
Coding region: 127-2055 (642 amino acids)
Biological process (GO): carnitine metabolic process, CoA-linked
Cellular component (GO): peroxisome
Molecular function (GO): carnitine O-acetyltransferase activity
Source: RefSeq, a predicted model, not a curated record